AUGAAAAUAUUGGCCGAUGUCUGUAGUUUAGUUGAGAUAGAUCCAAAAGGCAAGAUGUUUGAUGACGUAUCUCGUGGUAUCUUAAAAAGUGACCAAACAACAUUUCAUAUUGAUUUUCAUACGGGUUUACUUAAAUGUAAAAAGAUGGAUAAAUUAGAGAUAGCGAUUUUUUCUAAUGAUAAUAAGUUUAAUGAAAGUAAUAUUCCAGAUAAGUAUAACUAUUUAAUGGGUAAUGGGGUUGUUUAUAAACGAGAUAUUAAAGAUGGGGUUUAUGUAGUAGAUAUGUCAUUUUCAGGGUUAUUAGUGCAGAUAAGUCAAUCUACACCCAUCACUAAAGAACUAGAGGAGGAGAAGAGGUUUUACUUGGGGAUAGCUGCCUUGUAA
Nematocida homosporus is the source of this 384-nucleotide messenger RNA. Its product is annotated as DNA-directed RNA polymerases I, II, and III subunit RPABC3. Gene Ontology annotation, biological process: DNA-templated transcription. NCBI's taxonomy places the organism in Eukaryota, Fungi, Microsporidia. The coding region runs from base 1 to 384 and encodes 127 amino acids. The record is from RefSeq and is a predicted model, not a curated record. Gene Ontology annotation, molecular function: DNA-directed RNA polymerase activity. The transcript has a single exon.